Molecule: messenger RNA, 1446 nt
Organism: Paramormyrops kingsleyae
Lineage: Eukaryota; Metazoa; Chordata; Actinopteri; Osteoglossiformes; Mormyridae
Source: RefSeq, a predicted model, not a curated record
CGUCUUGUUUGACAGUAACACCCAAGUGACGCUUUGCGUUUGAUGUUGGCUUGAUUUCUUUCGUAUAAGUCCUUUUCACUCGUACAAUCAUUGGAGCAUAUGGUGCUUAAACGAUUCGUGAAUACUAUUAAGUACAAUAUAGGUAUAUAACAUAGCCAUGUCCCGCCUUGAACAUGAAUACAUUAAUUUAAUUUCUGCAGAGCGUACGAUUCCUCCAAAUACUGAAACGAGGUGCACACAAACGAAUUUCUUUCAGUGUAGGAAAUGAAGCGCGUAAAAGUAAAAGAAUCAACAUAUAAUGAAAUAAACAAACAAACAAACAAACGAAAAAGUCUAAGGAUGAGUCAAAAUCUCGAAAUCGAAAACAAAAAAGUGAGAUUUCCGAGGUUUGCCACUAUGGAGCUGUUCAUCAAAUUCAUGAAUGGGCAAACGUUCAGUUUGUCAGUGGAACUGAAUGCAACCAUCAAGACACUGAAGAACCUGAUCCAAAUCAAACAAGGCACACCUAGCGCCAGACAGCGCCUAUCUGUGCAGAAUGGCCAGAGAAGAGACCUGACUGAUGAGUCCAGAACACUGGCGGAGUAUGGGGUGAGCUCGGGGUCUACAGUUAUCGUGCUGGUAACCGAGCCUGGUCCCAUACAGGUAACCGAGCCUGGUCCCAUACAGGUGUUCCUGAAGACAGAAAAGGGCAAGACACAUACUUAUGAAAUCACUCCAGGUGAGACAGUGUCGGAGUUCAAGAGGAAAGUCUUCAAUAAGGAGCGUGUCCCUGUUGACCAACAAAGGCUGAUCUACAAAGGAAGGCAGAUGGAAGACGGCAAGAAACUGGAGGACUAUGGUGUUAAGAAUGAGAGCACCAUCGAUCUCACUCUGCGUCUGAGAGGAGGCUAACAAGGAGGAAGGAAUGAUUUUGCUAAGGCAUUAAUCUAAAAUGCUGCAGUUUUAAUAACAUUUAAUCAGUCUGGUAGAAAUAGGCAUAAUUUUGUCAACAAAUUUAACAGUUCAUAGUUAUUAUUUAAUAUUUAAAACUUAAGUAAUGUAAAAAUGUAAUUCAGUCUGGUGGAGAUAACAGUUGACUCAUGGCAUUUGUUAACAGUAAAGUAAAGUUGUUUGGGCAAAAGAGAUUAAAUUAUGUCUUUUCGGUCCAUUUCAGACAACGGAAAAUUUUAUUUAUGCUCUGUGAAAAUCUUUGGAUGUUAGCAAACUGCUGAGCAUUACAAUGUUAUUAGGCCUAUUUCUAGCCUGUUUAAUACUGUUCUACAUUUAUUCUCAAAUUUACCAGCUUUGGAUAUAAGCAAACAGAUCAGUAAUCCUGCAUUAAUAUUAGAAUAGGGUAUUUAAUACUUGCUUACAUUGUUUGUUGUUGUUCUUUAUAAUGCACCACCCCCAUGCUGGUAAUGUUUGUUGUGUGCCUUAUAAAUAAAGUUUACUUUCUUAGGCCUACAA